Molecule: messenger RNA, 2286 nt
Organism: Brassica rapa (field mustard)
Lineage: Eukaryota; Viridiplantae; Streptophyta; Magnoliopsida; Brassicales; Brassicaceae
Product: protein LHY
Molecular function (GO): DNA binding
Source: RefSeq, a predicted model, not a curated record
UUGCUUUAGAAUCUUAAAGAGGUUACUUUUCAGUUAGAAUCAAUCACAAGAGGCUUUUGCUAUUUGGAGGGGAUCAAAGAUGGUUUCUUUGUUACACUAGAGAGGGAUUUGAAGCAGCUAAGAUCCGGUUCUGAUGGAUACUAAUACAUCCGGAGAUGAGUUAUUAACCAAGGCAAGAAAGCCGUAUACUAUUACAAAGCAGCGGGAACGAUGGACAGAGGAUGAGCAUGAUAGGUUUCUUGAAGCCUUGAGGCUUUAUGGAAGGGCCUGGCAACGUAUAGAAGAACAUAUUGGGACAAAGACUGCUGUUCAGAUCAGAAGUCAUGCACAAAAGUUCUUCACAAAGGUUGGAACCAAAAAAAAACUAACAGUUAUGGUUCAACUCUUUCAGCUGGAGAAAGAGGCAGAAGCUAAAGGCAUUCCAGUUUGUCAAGCUCUCAACAUAGAGAUCCCACCUCCUCGUCCUAAAAGGAAACCCAAUACUCCUUAUCCUCGUAAACCUGGCAAUAAUGGCCCAUCAGCAAAACUUGUAUCCUCAGCCUCUUCUUCACAAUGUAACCAGGCUUUCUUGGAUUUGGAAAAAGUGCCCAUCUCUGAGGAAACAUCAAAUGGGAAAGAAAAUCAAGAUGAUAACUGCUCAGGGGUUUCUACUGUAAACAAGUGUCCCUUACCAAAGAAAGUAACUCAACCGUCUCUAAGAAAGGAAAGUGCCGAUAAUGGAACAAGUAAGAAGGCGUCAAAUGUGAACACUCAGUUUCAUCCCCCAGGUAUGGUCUCUCAAGACUUGAUGUUUUGUCCUAUGGGAGAUCGUGUUCACGGGCACGUGAAUCUUCCAGCUACCACAACAUCAUGUGCUACUACAACUACUUCUCAACAGGCGUUUCCUGCGUGCCCUUCCCAGGAUUCGUUUCUCCACUUCUCCUCUACUUUCCCCAAUCUCAUUAUCUCAAGCCUCCUACAGAAUCCUGCAGCUCAUGCUGCAGCCACCUUCGCUGCUUCGGUCUGGCCCUAUUCCAACGUCGGGAACUCGGGAGGAGAUUCAUCAACAACGCAAAUGAGCUCCUCUCCUCCAAGUAUAGCUGCCAUCGCUGCUGCUACGGUAGCUGCCGCAACUGCUUGGUGGGCUUCUCAUGGACUUAUUCCUGUAUGCGCUCCUCCUGCUCCAGUCACUUGCCUCCCAUUACCAACCUUUGCAGUUCCAACUCAGGCUACGGAUAAGAUGGAUACCGUUGAAAAUGAUCAAGAACCGCUGGAGAAACAAAACACAGCUCUGCAAGAUAAAAACAUGGCUUCAAAAUCUCCAUCUUCAUCAUCCGACGAUUCAGAAGAGACUGGAGUAACCAAGCUAAACAACGCUGGCUCAAAGACAAAUGGUGACAAGGAGGAAGUUGUUGCUGCUGCUUUGCAUGAUCCAAACGCUUCCCCAAAGAAAAAGCUGGUGGACCGCUCAUCGUGUGGGUCAAACACACCUUCAGGGAGUGACGCGGAAACAGAUGCCUUAGAUAAGAUGGAGAAAGAUAACGAGGAUGUGAAGGAGGCAGAUCCAAACCAGCCAAGUGUUAUUGAGUUGAGCAACCGUCGGAGUAAAAUCAGAGACAACAACAACAACAACAACCAAACUACUGAUUCGUGGAAAGAAGUCUCCCAAGGGGGUCGUAAAGCGUUUCAGGCUCUCUUUGCAAGACAGAGAUUGCCUCAGAGCUUUUCACCUCCUCAAGUGGCUGCAGAGAAUGUGAAUGUGAAUGGAAAGCAAAGUGAUACGUCAAUGCCGAUGGCUCCUGAUCUCAUCAAGGUUCAAGACUCUUGUGAUGCGGACCAAGAGAGUGGAGUAGUAAUGAUAGGUGAUGGAACGGGGAAGAGCCUUAAAACGAGACAGUCAGGGUUUAAGCCAUACAAGAGAUGUUCAAUGGAGGCGAAAGAGAGCCAAGAUGGGAACGCAAACAAUGAAAGCGAUGAAAAAGUCUGCAAGAGGAUUCGAUUGGAAGGAGAAACUUCAACAUAACAACAACAACAAGACUUUUGAGGUAAAAUAAAAAUCUGUUUUUACCAAAUAUCUUUUAAAUCAAGUGUUAGUAAUGAAAGAGACUUUUUUUUUAAUCUUUAUAGAUCCAUCUGAACGGUUCUUUGUUCAUGUCAAUCCAUGUACCAUAUAUUACUACUACUCCAUCUACAUGUCUUGUCCCUUGUCUCUAUUGUGUUUGUGUCUGCUACUUCUGGUCUACAUGUCUGCUGCUGUUACUGUUACUGUUAAUUAACCACUAAGCAAUGGAUCUAUGUCUUUACUCU